GCUAGGAGACCUACAUGUUUCUGAAACCAUUCACCAUGGAAGAAGCCCAGCAAACACCUCACAUUGUGUUUCUACCUUCACCAGGUAUGGGUCACCUUAUCCCACUUGUUGCAUUUGCAAAGAGACUUGUUCACCUCCAUGAUUUCUCUGUCACCUUUACCAUCCCAAACAUUGGUUCUUCCCCUAAAGCCCAGAAAGCAGUCUUUGAUGCUCUCCCCAAAAGAAUAAAUUCAAUAUUUCUUCCUCCAGUUAACCUUGAUGACCUUGAUGAAGAUGUAAAGAUUGAGACCCGUAUCUGUCUCACUCUGUUCCGUUCCAUCCCUGCUUUUCGUGAGACAUUGAAGAACUUGAUCACCACUACUAGGCUUGUUGCUUUAGUGAUUGAUCCCUUUGGUACUGAUGCUUUGGAUGUGGCUAGGGAAUUCAAUGUUUUGCCUUACAUCUUCAUUCCAACAACAGCUAUGAUGGUAUCAUGGCUCUUCCUUUUGCCCAAAUUAGAUGCAAUUUACUCUUGUGAGUACCGAGAUCUUCGUGAACCGGUUUCGAUUCCUGGGUGCUUACCUAUUCAUGGACGAGAUUUCCUGGAACCAGCACAAGAUAGAACAGAUGAGGCCUACAAAUUGCUUCUAUACCAUUCCAAACGUUACAAAUUAGCUGAAGGUAUUAUGUUAAAUACCUUCAUGGAUUUGGAACCAAGGGCUAUCAAGGUCUUGAAAGAAGGGGAAUUCCCAGGUAUUCCACCGGUCUACCCGGUUGGACCACUCAUACAGAAUGGUUCAAGUGAUGGAGCUAGUGAGUCUGAGUGCUUGAAGUGGUUGGAUGAUCAACCCCAUGGAUCAGUUCUUUUUGUAUGUUUUGGGAGUGGUGGGGCUCUUUCAUUUGAGCAAAUGAAUGAAAUGGCCUCAGGGUUGGAACUAAGUGAGCAAAGAUUCUUAUGGGUUGUUAGGAGCCCUUCUCAAAUAGGAAUGGGUACAGCCUACUUUAGUGACCAAAGUAUUGAAGACCCAUUUCCUUUCAUGCCCAAAGGUUUCUUGGAGAGGACUAAAGGGAGGGGACUAGUGGUUCCUUCAUGGGCUCCUCAAACCCAGGUGCUUAGCCAUGUUUCAACAGGAGGGUUCUUGACCCAUUGUGGGUGGAACUCAACAUUAGAGAGCUUAGUAAAUGGUGUGCCCUUGAUUGCUUGGCCACUCUAUGCAGAGCAAAAGAUGAAUGCAGUGAUGCUGGUGGAAGAUAUAAAGGUGGCAUUGAGGCCUAAAGUAGGAGAGGAUGGUGUAAUAAGGAGGCAAGAGAUUGGAACAGUCGUGAAGAGCUUAAUGGAAGGGGAAGAAGGGAAGAAGGUCCGGUACAAGAUAAGAGAGCUCAAGGAUGCUGCUGCUAAGGUUUUAAGAGAAGAUGGGUCUUCUACAAAAUCUCUCUUGGAGGUGACACACAAAUGGAAGACCUACAUGAGGAUAUUGUAG
This is a messenger RNA of Telopea speciosissima, 1460 nucleotides long. RefSeq names its product hydroquinone glucosyltransferase-like. Lineage: Eukaryota; Viridiplantae; Streptophyta; Magnoliopsida; Proteales; Proteaceae. Gene Ontology annotation, molecular function: UDP-glycosyltransferase activity. The transcript has a single exon. The record is from RefSeq and is a predicted model, not a curated record. The coding region runs from base 15 to 1460 and encodes 481 amino acids.